CUAAACUUUAUUCAAGUGUUUUCGAUGGGUAGGUAACAAGAUAACAAGAUAUAAUUUUCAAUAAACCUGAUAAAACUGCUAAGAGAUACAGUAAUUAGGUUAGUUCACGUAGAUGUAAUGAACUGAUCGAAAAUGGCCAGAUAUUUCAUCUACCUUGCUAUUUUGGCAACAACUUUAAACUCAUGUUACUCACAAUGGGUUCCAGUGAUAGACAAAAAUGUUUUCAAAAAUUGCUCAAGAAUUUCUUUUUGUUCAAAUCUUCGACAUCACAUUUUGGACCAAGCUGACCAAUAUGCAGCCGUAAUCGACUCUUACACAGUGGAUAAUCAUGUCGUAACUAUUCCUAUCAAAAACGCUGACAAUACGUUGCAUCUCAAAAUAUCACUAUUAGAUGGCAACAAAGCUCGUGUGAAAGUUGAAGAAAUUAACAGCACCAGAUACGAAUUGGGCGAUCUGGUUAUCGUUGAAGAUCUGCAAGUAUUGCCUAUCACCACCAAGCUGAAAAAUAGCAGCAUAAAUAUCAAAUCAAAAAAUAAUGCCCACCACCAAAGAGUUGUGAUAAAACCUGGACCACCAUUCACCGUGAAUGUCUACUAUAAAGAUAGUCUUCGAGUAGUUCUGAAUGCUGAGAGAUUGCUCAUGGAAAGUCUCAACACAAGUCAAGUGUUCACAUUUGGUGUUGAAUUCGAGGAAGCAAGCCGUUUGUACGGACUAUUCAACCAUGCUUACAAGCUCGCUUUAGGUGAAACCAUGGACAAUUCUACUGACCCUUUCAGACUCAGGAACUCUGAUUCGUGGGCUUACGAAGCUGACUCGACAAUGGCUCUGUACGGAGCUAUACCAGCAAUCUAUGGACACUCCCAUGAUCGUUCUUCUGGAAUAUUCUUGCACAAUGCAGCUGAACAGUGGAUUGAUAUAACCUACAAAACUAGAAGUCCCUCUGCAUACUUUAUGGUCGAAGGUGCUGCUUUUGAUCUGUUUGUCUUACUUGGGCCGACCCCUAAAGAUCUCACUAGACAGAUGACAACUAUGACUGGAAGAGCACAUAUGCCCCAGCUCUGGACUCUGGGUUACCACCAAUGCAGAUUCUCUUACAAAUCCCAAGAAGACAUCAAAACAGUGGUCGCUCUCAUGGACGCCAAUGACUUCCCGUUCGAUGCCAUCUGGCUAGAUGGAGACCAUAGUGACGACAACAAAUGGUUCAUGUGGAAUCAUACCACAUUCACUGAUCCAAUCGAAAUGCAGAGGAAUAUUUCUGCUACUGGGCGAAAGUGUGUGUCUAUUUCUGAUCCACAUAUCAAAGUCGAUGACAAAUAUGCAGUGUAUGCUGGUGGGAAGAAAGACUACUUUGUCAAAUGGGCUAACGGUAGUAACUAUGAAGCGGACUGUUGGCCGGGGCUUUCCAGCUGGAUCGAUUUUUUGAAGCCUGAUGCUGCUGACUACUACGCCAGUUGGUAUGCUUUUGAUAAAUUCAAUGGAAGUACAGAAACUCUGGCUGGAAUAUGGAAUGACAUGAACGAACCAGCUGUGUUUGAUGACAGUAUCGAAAAAACACUACCCUUUGAAACCCUACAUAACGGAUCGGUUAAGCAUGGAGAUAUCCAUAAUAUUUAUGGAUUAUUACAGGUCAAGGCAACCCAUAAGGGUCUGCUCAACCGCGACCAGCACCAAAAACGGCCUUUCAUCCUCACCCGGUCCACCUUCGCCGGCUCCCAGCGGUACGCCGCCAUGUGGACAGGCGACAACUCCGCCACCUGGGAGCACUUCGCGAACUCGUACUCGGAGUGCAUGACCUCGAAUAUCUUGGGCAUGGUGUUCUGCGGGGCCGAUAUCGGGGGAUUCCUGAGAGAUCCAGACGACCAGCUCUUGCAGAGAUGGUAUCAGGGAGCUGUUUGGACUCCAUUUUUCCGAGGACACUCCAGUAGAGAAUCUAAAAGGCGUGAGCCGUACCUCUUCUCCUCUGAAGUCCAAACGGUCAUCAGAAAUGCCUUGAGGCUCCGCUAUCAACACAUUCCGGUCUUCUAUACGUUAUUCUUCGAGCACACCAGAACUGGAGAUCCAAUCAUCAGACCACUAUUCUACCAAUAUCCAGAAAUUUAUGAAAGAGAUACCCAGAUGUUGAUUGGUACUGAUAUUAUGUCUGUUGCGGUAACUAAGGAAAAUGUUACUUCAGUUGAAGUCUACAUUCCUGGAAAACGUGGAGUUGAUAGCUGGUACAGGAUUGAUAGAAACAAAACAUGGACCUUGUCUCUUGCGGGCGAAGUUGAAAAUGUUGAAGUCGAUAUUAAUAGUUCUCCUGUUUACUACAGAGCAGGCAGUAUCAUCGUUAGAAACGAUAUGAAAGUUAGAUCAACCACUGAAGCAGUGCAUACAGCCUACACUAUUUAUGUUAAUCGAAACCAAGUGAGUGUCUACCUGAUAAUAUUGAAAUUCUACAUUGAUUUGGAAAAAUUAUACCGGGUGUCCCAGAUCUCUGCAAACAGCCAAUAUCUCAGUUAUGCUGUUUAAAAAAAAGAUGGAAAGGCAGCUGGCAGAUUCUAUAAAGAUGACUUCGUUAGUUUCAACUACACAAAUUCCAACUACUUGUAUUUUGAUUUGAUAUAUGAUUCCAUCUAUAGUGGAAUUGAGUUUAGAAAAAUUGAUGGAGCUCCAGAAGGAAUUAAUUUCACUUUCAGCUCAUUGAUAUUACAUUCUACAUCGGAGAAUGGAGAGAAUGGAGAUACUGAAGUUGUAGAGACCAUAUACACGAAAACUGCCGAUGGAGUGCCUCUAGAAUCGAUUGAUAUUGCCAAGGAAUUGACCCUACUUGAAGGAUCUAGUCUUUUUAUACCGCUCGAGAAAAAAUGACAUGCAACUUUGAGGGAUAAUUAAUCAUGGAAAACAUUAAACAUUUCAAUUUUUUUACUUUG
Messenger RNA from Phaedon cochleariae (mustard beetle), 2909 nucleotides. The record is from the annotation of a GenBank genome assembly. NCBI's taxonomy places the organism in Eukaryota, Metazoa, Arthropoda, Insecta, Coleoptera, Chrysomelidae.